UGCUUCCUUCUCAACACAUAAUUUCCUCGUCAGAGUUCCGAACCAUAUGUCAAGAAUAUAACGUUGUUUAACGCGUUGAAGAAAUGACGGAAUCGACCAUAACUAAACUUAUUUGUGCUAAUCAUGGAUCAAUGAACGUCGAUGAAUUAGAUGCGAAUUUUUACAGUGACUUGUACGUCUCGGUGCGGGAUGUAAUUACGAAUCGAGCGAAAUUCUGUUUAGUUGUUUUUAACGGAGAGCAAAGGGUGGUAGCCAAGACUGGAGUUCGACUGUGCAGAUCCAACGAUUGCCAGGGAUGCCGAAAUUUACAUUUUUGUAAACGAUUCCUGCUUGGAGAUUGCCCAUUCAGUCGGAGAAGAGGAGGAUGUCGCUUCAACCAUGACCUGACCUCGGGGUACAACAGCAGAAUCCUGAAAGAACACGGACUGGAGGAACUGAACAGAUCUGAGCUGUGCACUCUGCUGCUUCAGAAUGAUGGCUUCCUCUUACCACCAGUGUGCCACAACUACAACAACGGUGUUGGAGAGUAUGGCAAAUGCCAGGAUGGCGAGACAUGCAAGAGGCUCCACAUCUGUGAGAUGUAUCUCAGCGGUAGCUGCAACUGUCCCAGGUGUCAUGAUUUCUACGAACCCCACCCAUUAAAAAUCCUGCAGGACAAAGGGGUGCCCAACGAGCUCAUUGCCUCCCUGAAGUCUGUGUACAUGAACAUCGAGUGGUUGCAAAAGCAAGACCGUGGCAAGCAACAAUAUCAAAGAGCUAAAGCUAAUGCAACCACUAACACAAAUAAAACUGAAAUAUGUAUGUACUUCAUCAAGGGGAGUUGCAUGCACGGUGAUAAGUGCUUUAAAGCCCACUCUACCAUGCCCUACCAAUGGGAGGUGAGGGAGGGACUAAACUGGACAGCUCUACAAGACAACGAGGUGAUUGAGAAGGACUAUUGCGACCCAGCAAAGACAUACAGUCGGGGAGUCCAGCCUGUGUGUUUCGAUACAAUGACCUGCGGUCUGAACAAAGCCCGGCGUCUCUCCACCAUCUCCUCUGUGCUCCAGCCUACCUUCAUCCUCACCACAGAGUGGGCCUGGUUCUGGGAGGACGAGUUUGGAAACUGGAUCCAGUACGCAUCAGCAAGCGGUGGACACAGGGCAGCCACCAUCACCAGUGAAGACCUGGAGAAGAGGUUCCAGGAAGACAACAAGGCUGUGACAGAGUUCACCGCGGGGUCACAGACCUAUGAACUCAGUUUCCCAGACAUGAUUCAAACAAACAAGCAGUACAGCACCAAGAAGGUUGUGAGAAGACGGCCUGUGUUUGUCUCUUCAGCUGAUGCACAAACUAUCAAAACCAGCAAAAGGGCUCCGAGCAAUCACUCAAAUUUCAGAGCUUUACCAGGACACUGGGACAAGGCACAAACUCCUGAAACAGGAUGCAAGAGAGUCGACCUUCCGUGCUCGUCAGUGGAGUUUAAGGAGAUUCAAGGGCUUUUUCAGAACACCAUGAGAGGCUUCAGCAUCCGCCAAAUCGAGAGGAUUCAGAACAAAGCACUCUGGGAAGUAUUUCAGUGGCAAAGGGAUCUCAUGAAGAAGAACAACAGAGGGAGGAAUGUGACGGAGAAACAGCUUUUCCAUGGCACAGACUCCAAAUACCUCGAUGCCAUCUGCCUUAACAACUUUGACUGGCGGAUCUGUGGACUAAACGGAACAGCCUAUGGGAAAGGGAGUUACUUUGCCAGGGAUGCCAAAUACUCCAACAGCUACACUGGCCAAUCAAAUACGAAGUCCAUGUUUGUCUGUCGUGUGUUGGCGGGUGAUUACACCAAAGGGCACUCCAGCUACCUCCGGCCCCCCUCGAAGGACGGAGGGGACACCAUCUUCUACGACAGCUGUGUGGAUGACGUCAGCAACCCCUCCAUCUUUGUGGUGUUUGAGAAGCACCAGGUGUACCCAGAGUACCUCAUCCAUUAUAAUGAGGAUGACGCAUGGUCGCAAGUCUACCAGCCAUACUUCCCUCCAGCUGCACCUGCGCCUAGACCAGCACCAGCAUACAGACCAGCGGCUGCCUCAGCGCCUAGACCUGCACCAACACACAGACCAGCACCAACACCUGCACCUAAACCUGAGAACUCCUGUGUCAUUAGUUGAGGCUGACUGUGAGCUGUGAACUGUGAACCCUUUGAUAUUAAACUGAGGCAAAAACGUAGGCUUUUGUGAAUUAGAGAAAUGGAUUUAGCACUCUGUUAAAUGUUUGACAAAUUACAGCUCAUCUUGACAUGCACCUUACUAUGAUUACUAGAUGUGCUAUUAUCCGUUUUCUACAAUGCAAGCAUUUUUGUAGUGCUAUUGACUUUAUAUAAUGGUAAAUUACAAUCUAUGUACACACCAGAAUGUAAAUGUAAAGUUAUGCACCAAUAAUUAAAUUAAACUAAGUGAUGAACAAUUUUAA
Molecule: messenger RNA, 2439 nt
Organism: Coregonus clupeaformis (lake whitefish)
Lineage: Eukaryota; Metazoa; Chordata; Actinopteri; Salmoniformes; Salmonidae
Product: protein mono-ADP-ribosyltransferase PARP12-like
Exons: 12
Coding region: 84-2138 (684 amino acids)
Molecular function (GO): NAD+ poly-ADP-ribosyltransferase activity; metal ion binding
Source: RefSeq, a predicted model, not a curated record